AUGACGCGGCGACAGCACGCCAACAAAUUCCGGUGGAGAGUCCGGCCGCUCGGCUUCGGCGGAUGGGCAGCACGAAAUCUGGCGGCGUGCCCUCUCUGCGACACUGCUUCGCUGCGAGGAGGCAAGCACGUAGAUGUCUUGCUCGGUGACCCGGCAAAUGCCGUCAAGCCCGCCAGCGACGGCGGGCCGCUCCAGGGCAUCGGCUCCGGCGACCGGGGCUCCGGCUUGACGUAUCGGCUUGGGAGAAUGGCGCCCGGCAUGCUGGCAUCGCUGCAGGAGCUUGCUGCCAAGGCAGCAGCGAGUCCGAGGCAGGGGGUCUGGGUGGUGAAGGCGCAGGCGCCGCUGGACAACAGCUCCGACGCAGCGGGCGGGAUAGGCCGCAUGACGCCAGCCACGCUGCUGCUGCACGACGAGGCAUUCGAGUUUGUGCACUUUGUGAAGGAGGAGGAGGCUGGGCACUCUGCGCUGCUGCGGGCGACGCUGCGGCAGCCGGCCCAGGUCGCCUACCUAUAUGCGGAGCAUCUUCCCCCGGACAACGCCUCGCCAGAGCGCUACCUCCGUCUCUAUGUGGAGUCGCAGCCCGAGGCGGAGUGGUGA
Molecule: messenger RNA, 597 nt
Organism: Emiliania huxleyi CCMP1516
Lineage: Eukaryota; Haptophyta; Isochrysidales; Noelaerhabdaceae
Exons: 3
Coding region: 1-597 (198 amino acids)
Source: RefSeq, a predicted model, not a curated record